Aspergillus saccharolyticus JOP 1030-1 is the source of this 1531-nucleotide messenger RNA. Its product is annotated as YukJ family protein. The coding region runs from base 419 to 1147 and encodes 242 amino acids. The record is from RefSeq and is a predicted model, not a curated record. The transcript has a single exon. Lineage: Eukaryota; Fungi; Ascomycota; Eurotiomycetes; Eurotiales; Aspergillaceae.
CGCCACUUUCCCACGAAUAUAGCAGGCUGGGAUGAAUUAUCGGCUUGAGAUGAGCCUCUGGUCGAAUUCAAGAUCAGAUUGCGAAUGCAGACUGAGAUCCAGUAUCCAGCGAGCCCAAGCGAUCUCCUUUGGAAGGAAUCGAUGAUCGUCCCCACAGCAUCCACCUUGGUGUCACACUAGCAGCCCCAUCAACAUCUCCACUUUCUCCUUUUUUUCUUCGAGAAUGUCAAUAGUAGCCUCAAUCCCCAAAGCAUUCGCAAGCACUCAAACAUAAAUAUGGUAGCCAACUCGUUCCCCCCUCCCCCGCAGCUCUUUCCAGAAGCAAGCCCAGUAGAACCUACUACCAGCCCAAAUCGCCCUCAAGCCAGCUCCCAACAUCUAUCUCCAAAACAGUUGCACAGUUUAUCUCCGAUACACAAUGCCCAUCCCCAACUACGGCGUCUGGGUCGGACGCCCCACGCGAUUCAUUGCGCAAACCUCCCACCAAGACCACAUCACGCCGCACAUCAACCUCUUCCUGCGCGACGACCCGGAAGACCACGAGCGCGAAGACGAAGUGCAAGUCGCCAUCAACGUGAAGUCCACGCAGCACGACACGCGCCUCGUCUUCUGGUUCAUCCGCGACUUCUCGCACCACCCGCUUGUCCACCAGCUCGCCCCGCUCGAGGCCGGCUUCCACCGCAUCAAACCCCACCCGGACAACGAGGACGAGGACGACGAGCGCGAGGCCCCCUACCGCCACAUCGCGCAUCAUCCCACCCUCGUCGGUCUGGACUACCUGCGCACCCAUCCGAAGCUUGUGGAGAUUGAGGCUGGGCGGCUGCUGCCGCAUGACGUGCCGGGCAAUGACAACGAUAUGCUGGAUGAGUUAGAGCCGAUCCUCAAGGAUGCGAUCCACCGGCGGGCGAGGGCGUAUGUGUUUGGGAGCUCGUUUGGGACGGGAAUCCAUGAGGUGCAUAUGAACCAGGGUAGCCGGAAGGCGUACGAGGAUGCGGUGUUCAAGGAUGGCGGGUUGGUUUUCCGGUUUGAGGAUGGGCAUUGGGAAGCGGUGUUUUUGGCGUUUGCAUCGCAGGCAGUGCCCACGGAUUACCGCGGACGGGCGACUGUUGGCGGGGAGGGGAGAGAUUUGGGGGAGAUUUUGGGGUAAAACCUUGGGAUGCCCUGUGUGGGGAUGAUUGAUUGGUGUGAAUCAACUGGAUUAUGUUCAUUAUGUUCAAUUAUCAAUAGUUGUAUCUGGGAUGAGAUAGAUGAAACUGGCUCAUGGUUACCUAGUCUCUUGUAGCUGAAUCGUGAAGCUCACGAUCGCAACCAUAGCCCCGCAGGUUUAGAUCUUUCCUUCUCCGACAAGAAACGCUUUAUAUCCCUCUCCCUUGACGAACGUCUGCUGCCACGGGCCCUGAUCCUUACUCUCCGCCAGCUCCGCAAAUAAUUGCGCAUGUGCCGCGCCGUCAAUGUCAGGACCAGAGGUUCCAUCUGGUUUGCGCUCAUCGACAUAGUAGAACCUUGUUCGUGAUCAGUAGUAGAACCUCAA